CCACCGGCAUGGAGGCGCCGCUGAGCAGUCCUGCGGGGCUCUCCGCCAUCCUGGCGAAGACGGACUGGUCCGAGCCGUGGCUGGUGGGGCUGGCGGUUUUCCACGUCCUCUGCUUCUUUCUGACGUGCAUCUCUUUGCAGCACUACCGGGUGCAAGUAGGGCACUUCCUCUGCAUGGUGGUCUUAGUGUACUGUGCUGAAUAUAUAAAUGAAUUAGCAGCCAUGAAUUGGAGGCUGUUUUCUAAAUACCAAUACUUUGAUUCAAGAGGAAUGUUUAUUUCACUGGUAUUUUCAGCACCACUGCUGGUGAACACUAUUAUAAUUGUGGUCACCUGGGUUUACAGAACUUUGAAUGUAAUGACUGAGCUGAAGACACUACAGCAGAGAAUGAAAGCAAAAAAAGAGAAAAUUAAGUGAAAACACCUAUCGCUGUCUUUUUAAAAUUUUAAUUGUACUUAUCCAUGUAAUCAGUCCUUCUGUAUUUUUAUACAGAAACAGCAGUGGUUUUGUGCCUGAUGCCUUUGCAGUCUGUGACUAUAGACAAUGAGAUGAAAGUGGGUAUCUACGAUACUUUUCAAAUUAAGAAACUCAGUCUUAACAGGCCAUAAGGUAACUUUCCACCAUGACCAAGGCUGUUGGUGUCACUGAGACAUAAUCUUGAAGUCUGUUUCCAUUUGCCCAUCUAUUUGUUAACCAUGUCUUAACUGUGUGUUUAUCAAGUGCCCAGCCUUUUGCUGCUUAAUUGAGGCAGUGUUGUCAAUUCCAGUAAAUGAGGGAUUGUAUGCAGAGCACCUCAGGAAUCCAUGCUUCUAUGAAGCAUUUCACGUCUUUAUAAAUUGUUUCAUAGUUUCUGUGUGUAUUGUUUGCCAGUAGCAUUUCUAAAAUAAAAUUAUCCAAUG
Molecule: messenger RNA, 898 nt
Organism: Calypte anna (Anna's hummingbird)
Lineage: Eukaryota; Metazoa; Chordata; Aves; Apodiformes; Trochilidae
Gene: TMEM18
Product: transmembrane protein 18
Exons: 5
Coding region: 9-416 (135 amino acids)
Cellular component (GO): nuclear membrane
Source: RefSeq, a predicted model, not a curated record